GCAGUUUUGACGUAUAGUGCUGCGUGUUACGUGCAUACCGGUGACACUCGACUGCCACGACCGUGGGCGAGAUAAAAAGAGGAGUCAGUAUGCUCGAAUGACUGACGAGGAGGAACGCGAACCUCUGGCAACUCGUGAAGCGUCCGCCCCUAAAAUGGGCUACGACGGGCCCAAAAACUCGCUGCUGGCCAGCUACGUCAACAUCGCACUCGCCGUCUCCGCCUAUUGGGUCGUGUCAAUUCUGACGGUGUUCGUGAACAAGGCCCUGCUGAGCGGCGAGACGGUCGACCUGAAGGCACCGCUCUUCAUCACCUGGUUCCAGUGCGUCGUGUCCACCUUCAUCUGCUUCGUGCUCAGCAGCCUGUCCAAAAUCUUUCCGCAGCAUGUCACUUUCCCUGAAGGCUCGCCGUGGGAUACUUCCAUCAUGUGGAAGAUGCUGCCGCUUUCGAUUUUAUUCACAGCCAUGAUUUCGUUCAACAAUCUGUGCUUAAUGUACGUCGGCGUGGCGUUUUACUACAUUGGACGCUCUCUCACAACUGUGUUCAACGUCAUCCUGACUUAUCUAGUCUUAGGCCAGAAAACAUCGACGAAUGCGGUCAUGUGCUGCCUGGUCAUUGUCAUGGGCUUCUGGCUCGGAGUUGAUCAGGAAAAUGUUGUUGGCUCGCUGUCAGUGAUCGGAACGAUUUUCGGCGUGCUGGGCUCCCUGGCGCUGUCGAUGUACUCGAUUCACACAAAGCGGGUGUUGCCUUACGUGCGGCAGGAGAUCUGGCUGCUCUCUUACUACAACAACUUCUACUCGUGCUUCCUAUUCUUGCCGCUGAUUGCCAUUGACGGGGAAUACCACGCGAUCGUCAACUACCCAAAACUCUUCACCGCCUAUUUUUGGUUCCUCAUGACUAUUGGUGGCGUCUGCGGAUUCGCCAUCGGAUACGUCACAGCCCUGCAAAUUAAGGUUACGUCGCCUCUGACGCACAACAUUUCAGGGACAGCGAAGGCGUGCGCCCAGACCGUGUUGGCCACUUACUGGUUCCAGGAAACGAAACCGUUCCUGUGGUGGGCGUCCAACUACGUGGUGCUCUUCGGCAGCGGUGCCUACGCCAGGGUCAAGCAGAAGGAGAUGGAGGAGAAUCACAGGAGCAGUCUGCUCAGAAACCAAGAAAAGCCAGUCUGAGGACGACAUUUUUGUAGGAAACGAUACUUUGUCUGGAAUUAGCAAUGUUCAUAGUUGCUCAAAUUGGUUAAACUUCAUUUUAGAGGUUGUUUAAUAAAAGUCAUUCCAAAGAAUUUGCUAUCUUGUCUGACAGUAAUGUAUUUAUUAAAACUUUCCUGCGCUCGGAGAGCCUUGUAUUUUUAUAAUGCGUGUGUUUUGUUGUGCAACCUGCGCACUUGAGACUAUUAUAUACAUGUUUGUUUUCUUACAGUUGUGAAUAAACACGAAAGCCACAGCA
Molecule: messenger RNA, 1448 nt
Organism: Cloeon dipterum
Lineage: Eukaryota; Metazoa; Arthropoda; Insecta; Ephemeroptera; Baetidae
Gene: nac
Product: GDP-fucose transporter nac
Exons: 6
Coding region: 98-1171 (357 amino acids)
Biological process (GO): GDP-fucose import into Golgi lumen; protein O-linked glycosylation via fucose
Cellular component (GO): Golgi apparatus
Molecular function (GO): GDP-fucose transmembrane transporter activity; antiporter activity
Source: RefSeq, a predicted model, not a curated record